This is a messenger RNA of Ruditapes philippinarum (Manila clam), 627 nucleotides long. RefSeq lists its product as uncharacterized. NCBI's taxonomy places the organism in Eukaryota, Metazoa, Mollusca, Bivalvia, Venerida, Veneridae. The coding region runs from base 88 to 585 and encodes 165 amino acids. The record is from RefSeq and is a predicted model, not a curated record. The transcript is spliced from 4 exons.
UGGUGUGAUCUAAUAAUUAGAAGAAUAAAUCCACAUGAUAUGUUUAUUCAACGCAUAUACUGUGAUACAGAAUUAUAGAAAAAAGUUAUGAUUCCCAAAUUAAAGGCUUUCUAUUUCACCCACAUGCUACCUGAAUUAGCAGUUCCAAGACAUGGUACUCUAUCUGGAAUAAGAAAACCUGAAUUGCCAUGGUUUUGUGGUACGUCAUGCAAGAGAUCAGAGAAAAAGAACUCUAAGAGAAGUGAAGGUGACAAAUUGGACCAAAAAGACUUGCAUACUCAGAUUAAGACAGACAAAGAUAUUUACAUUGCAACCCCAUUAAUACCAACACCAACACAAUCAAGUAAAAGAUCAACACGUUUGAGAAAAUUAAAAUUCCUUGGGAGGAGAAUCAACCACCAGUGGUCAGAAUCAGACGGCUCUCUGAAUUGGUACAAAGGCACCGUGCUUUCUAUUUCUUCUGGAAAAGACGGAAAUCCUGAUGCAGUAUAUGAGGUGCUAUAUGAAGGCGAAGACGCGUCAUAUGAAGUAGAUUCUUUGAUCAAAGACUAUAAUGAAGGCACCUUAACUUUCAUAGAUUUGUAAUGGUAAUGGAGAUUCAGUGUCACUAAAAUAGAUGUAACUUUA